UUUUUCUUUUUUUCUUUUUUCUUCCGGACUCUUUAAUAUAGCUUCGGAUAUGAAUUAUUAUGAUUACUCUCAGCAUAAAUACUGCCUUGUUUUUGGUUUCGAUAGGACGCGGUUAUUCUACAAAUCGUUUGUUAACGACGUGAAAAGAACAGACGAUUCUCAAUCGAGUUGCGGAAUGCGUAGAGCCUCAAUAGUUUACAAUAUCAAGCAAGAAUACAUAACAUGCAAAGGGGAUCAAGCUGAGACAUUUUGGGAGUCAAAUAGAAAUCACGAUGGACAUUGUUAUGUUCACAACGUUUUUAUGGAACUUCACGAUACUUCUCUAAAAUACAAUGAGAACCCUCAAAGCUAUGAUUUACAUGUCAAAAUGGUGAAAAUGGCGGCGAAAAGCUAUCUAGAAGAAAUAGCGCGAGAAUGCCAAUUUCAAUCCAAAAAAAAUCUCGAAAUCCGAAAAUUCGAUUAUCACUAUGCAAUGAUUCUCCCGACAAGCUGGGAUUUUCCCUUGAAUUCAAACUACUGUGUAAAAGAGGAUAUGUUUCGACCCCUUUUUGUAGAAGCCAACAUGAUUACUACAAGUGAUGACCAUAAUAGGCUACUGUUUUUCACAAUGCUUGAUUCUAAUUUUCGAUAUCUCCAGUUUUUGAUUAGUGGUAAUAAAUCUCAUUCUCUACCUUUGAUAUCGGAUGGUAAACAAUACAUUAUGUGCACGCUGGAUUUUUUAAAUCAUAAGCAGCAUAUUGAUUUGGACCUAUUUUCAGCACAUAAACCUUUUCCUGCAACUGUCAACAAUAACUUCAGCUUGGGAUUGUUAAUGUCAAGGUCCUUAAGUAUCCCUCUCAGUACUCAAUCUCCAGAUUUAGACAUAGACACUUGUCUGCGAGACCGAGGUUUAGUUGUAAGUGAUAUAUGUAUAAUUAAAUUGACAGGGAUGUAUAGAGGCAUGUUAAAGAAAAUGCUGAAUCCUGGCUAUUCAUUUUGCAAAAAAGAAUUAUUUCCGUAUAAUCCGUUCAAAACUACUGAGAAAGAUUUACGUAAAUACAAUUUGAAUGAAGAGGAAAUAAGAAUUAUACAAUCAAUCACCAUAGAAGAUGUCCUCAAGUACAAACUCAAAUUUUUUGAAGACGCUUUUAAGCCGCAUAUGGAACAAAUGAUUGACAAAGCAAAUAAGAUUCCAAAACCAACAAUGAUAAUUGCACAUGUUUCUGGAGAUGAUACUAUUGAAUGUCGCUUAGUUCAUUGUCUAUUUUCGGAAUAUUUAAGAACAAAGGCAAAUGAAUUAGGACUUUACGAUAUUAUGCCCUAUGACAAGGUGAUAGAAUCUGAUUUAUAUUUGGAAACUCCGUUAACUGUCUUUGGAGGUGUACUCCAAAUUAAAGAGCAAAUACAAACAUCAAAUAAACAUAACCCUCCAACAAUAAUACCUGGAAAUCAAAAGUUGGAACGCUUUAAAAAUAUUGAAGAUGCUGGCUGUAUGAUAAACAUAGACUUUACUCUUAAGACUGUGGAGUUCUCAAUUGAAUAUGUUGGAAGUGAUUGCCGUUUAAGGAGUAAAGCCGAAAACUUUAAAUGCGACCUGAAACCUAUCGAGAGUUUCUUUGUAAAUUCAGAGAUUUAUCGACGACCGUUGCUCUUAGUGCAUUCAAAGAUAUUAGCAUUUAUCAAAUCACGGCAGCAACUUAUCAAAAAGAUUAUAAACAAUCAAGGAGAUAAUCUGUAUCAACUAUUUUCGUCCGAAACUAUAUUAGACGAAUGCUUUUCAAGACCUAACACUUCCAAGCCCCCAAAAGCUACUCAAGACCAUCUUGAAUCUACUGCAGAUCCAUUCUACAUCCACUCCUUUUUGAUACUGUACCUUAUAUAUCUCAACAAACUGAUAACUUUGGAAGUGAACAGAAGAUUCGGUGGCAAGUGUAGAAACAAAAAUAUGGGAUAUGUUCUGACCGUUCAAAAGAAGUUACUGGGCACCUUAUACGGAUCAAAAAAGAAUCUGAAAGGCCUUUUAUUUACAAGUGGUUUCCUUUCCCAGGAGAAUGAAUGUAGAAAAGUGCGUAUAUUUGUCCGAGGUGAAGGGUGUCAGCCUGGCAUUGAAAAUUAUCUACAGGAUUUGAAUUUCAACAUCAAGUCUUACUUUGUCACUGCUCAGGUUCACGAAAGCCACAUUCAGGUAUCUCUACAUCAGGUUGUUGGAACAUCAUCAAUUGGAGAACAUGCAGCUACUAUUAUUCUUAAAGAUAAAUUGAUAAAUAUGGAUGAUGUAAAUGACGUUCUAGAUAAGAAAAUCUGGCUCCAUACCUUACCUAUAUGUCCAAUUAACUACUGCUGUGUGCAUGUGGAUGAAGAAACUCGGGAUUUUCAUGAUUAUUGUUCGCUUCAAAAUUAUACUUAUAACCGUCCGAAUAUAAGGCAACUAGUGCUGCGUAUGUUAAAGGCAAACGAAGCAAGUAUAGAUUUUGACACUUAUGAAACGCUGAAUAUCGGUUACAAAUGCUGUUGUAGUAUCGAUAUUUGCCUUAGAGACAUAAUUGAGUUCGGCUUAAAACCAGUUAUCGAAGGCAUUGCAACAGUCGUAACAGCCUCGUUAUCUAAUACGAAAUUGUUUGGAAAUUUCACAGUUAAUUUUUUGUUUGUAAUGGGAAAUGUAUUUAACUUGCGACAUGAUUCAGCCAUAUACAAAACUUACGCUCUGCUUCUACAUGAUGCGAUUAAUCAAGGUAUUGAAUCAAAAGGCAGGGACACAACAGGAAUUGUCUUGGAAGAAUCAUUUUUUCGAACAUCGCAGACAAAAAGCUGGGAAAACCCGUUCAUGAGUGACAGUUUCUAUGAAGGCAAUGUAAAGCAAGUGUCGAAAUAUACGUAUGGAAUACAGAUUAAGCAACUGCAGGUGGCGGGGGUCGCUCUCCCCUUUUUAGAGUGGGAGCGUUCUGAUGACAGUGAUAAGACCAUCAAGGCCUUCAAAGAUGAUAUGUUUGUUAUUAUCCAAAAGGGACAACCCAUACCGAAAGAUGGUUUUGUAAUAAACCUUACUUUGUGUUCUGGCUAUAAACCAAUUCAUUCGCUGGUUGAAGACUCGGUGGCAAACAGAUCGAACACUAUAGACUUGGAUUUUUUAAAAAUAGCAGAUACAAAGAACGCUCCAUCGGAAGGAAGUUUUUGCAUUGGACCAUGUUUUUACGACAAAAUGUUUACGCUGAGUCUCUUACCGGAAAAAUAUGUUGCUAGCCGUCACAUCAUCAUUCAAAUCAAGAAUAUCAAUCAUGAUUUUUCUAUCCGUUUCUCAGCUAAAAUGACGGGUGAUAACUUUGAUCAUAAAAUGGAGCAUCAAUGUACGUUUUUAGAACAACCCUUGACACUCGCGUAUAUCUAGUGUUCGCAGGGCAGCUCUUUAAGCAUGUUUAUUUAAAUCAAAAGUUCUUUUUGGGCUUAAUAAAUAAAUGAAAAUCAAAGAUCUUAAUAAACGACAAGGGCUGUGUUUUGUUGUUUGUACAUAAUUUUGUGUUUAUUAAAUUUACAAGAUCAAAAUGGGGUAAAAGAAAAUAACG
This is a messenger RNA of Mucor mucedo, 3539 nucleotides long. RefSeq lists its product as uncharacterized. The record is from RefSeq and is a predicted model, not a curated record. Lineage: Eukaryota; Fungi; Mucoromycota; Mucoromycetes; Mucorales; Mucoraceae. The coding region runs from base 50 to 3364 and encodes 1104 amino acids. The transcript has 9 exons.